Pararge aegeria (speckled wood butterfly) is the source of this 930-nucleotide messenger RNA. RefSeq lists its product as uncharacterized. Bases 1 to 930 code for a protein of 309 amino acids. The transcript is spliced from 5 exons. Gene Ontology annotation, molecular function: chitin binding. Gene Ontology annotation, cellular component: extracellular region. The record is from RefSeq and is a predicted model, not a curated record. NCBI's taxonomy places the organism in Eukaryota, Metazoa, Arthropoda, Insecta, Lepidoptera, Nymphalidae.
AUGUGGUUUAAAUGUUUAAUAUUUUUUGUGCUUGGAUGCAAUAGCAUUCAGUCAACGUCGUACGAUCUGAGCGGAAUUGUGUCGGGCAAUCGCAUGGCAGCGGUGCCACUGGGCACGACUCUGGGUGAGGGGGAACUGGACAUCGAGGGUGUCUGCACUGGCCCUGGCAUGACGUGCCAGAACUGCACGCAUGCUGUGACCUGCAUACCUCUGCCUGGUGGCUGGCUUAAGGUACCACUUCAACAUUGUGCUGAUGGUCAAACCUGCAAUGCUCAUCUCAAACAGUGUUCUUCUGAGGCUGUGCCGGAAUGUGAUGCUGUGUCAAAGCAGUAUCGCCAUGUUUGCGAACAGGUGGGGAUAUUUCCAGAUGCAUACGACUGCAGGAAAUUCCAUCUGUGUUCACCCCCAGAUGGAUCACCGGAUGGCAGACCGGCGGAACACAGAACAGCAUUGUGUCCAAGGCAUUAUGGAUACGAUGCAAAAACUGCCCAAUGUUCGAUCCAACUUCAACACGGGCAAUGCAGCCAGAGACCUGUUCCAAAUUGCGUCAAAGUUGGCCAAUUCGGUGUCUUGGAGGGCAGCCCACACCACUACUACGUAUGCAUUUCUAGGCACGGCAGCGUGUACCCUCAAAUAUUUAUCUGCCCGCACGGAUGGCAUUUCUGGGACACCUUUUGCAGACCUGAAGCGGAAGUCAAGAGAGAAAUGGAGUCCAAGACUACCGAAGCUUUAGUAACUUCUACCUCUCCGAUACCUGUCACUUAUAAAGUUAAUUCGUUCUUCUCAACCGAGAAAGCUACAACGUAUGCUGCUGACACGUUUUUGGCUGAUAAAUUCGAUAUGACGAAUUACGAAAGUAUUGACGACCCGUCAACAAAUUCAAAUUACGAGUUCACUAACUCUUUUGAGAAUUCCUUUGAUGCUUGGUAA